CCAAUAAUAAACCCACAGUCUCUUCGUUCCAUAGACAAAAACCUCGAGAAACACUCUCUCGCAUUCAUCCUUUCUUCCCCCGACGACCCUCGGCCACUCCGCCUGCCUCACCGUCGACCUUGCCUUUUGCUCCCCGAAAUGCCCUUACGAUGCCCUCUCAGGUGCGCACCACCUCCGCUUCGCACCAUCGGAAACCAUUGCAGCGUCGCCUCCCUUUUAAAUUCAUUCAGAGAGAUGUGCUACUGCCAGCCAAAUGCGUUCGCAUCAGUGCUCCUCCUCCGGCCUCCUUGGCCUCUUGCAUUCUCGGCCCUUUCUUCUCGAUGGGCUCUCUCGGUUUUCACUCCUCCUCUUUCAAGAGUUUUGGAUGGUUUGGUCUCGAUUUCAUCCAUUAAUUGCAGAUUUGGGGUUGACAUUUCAGCUUUGGGUGAAUUGUGGGAGCUGGAAGCUUUGGCAGACUUCAUGAGGAAAGAAGUAUCUUGUGAGGAAGAAGAUUGAUUUAGUGAAUAAAAAAUUCAAGCCACUGGGACAAUCAGUCCAGAAGAAGAUACAACGGUGCAAGAUGUCUCAGAUGAAGUCCAUGGAACAUAUUUUUUUUGGUACAAGAAGGAUGAAAUUUUGAAGUUAACUCUAGAUAGACAAUUGUGAUGUUCACUUGAGAACCAUAGAAGUAAUAAUUAGUUAGCUUAUUGAGGAGAUCUAGGUAUUUAGC
Molecule: messenger RNA, 709 nt
Organism: Linum tenue
Lineage: Eukaryota; Viridiplantae; Streptophyta; Magnoliopsida; Malpighiales; Linaceae
Source: the annotation of a GenBank genome assembly